CUCGCGGCGCCGUAGAAAUGGCUGUGUUAUUAGUGGGUUCUUUUCAGGCUAUGUGUUUUAUUAUGUGUUUUAUUAUUUUUUUUUGUAAUGCUCUUUUGCAUAGAGCAGUUUCACUGGCAAAGUGAUUACGAAACAAACUUAAGGAGUAAUUACUUGAUUUCCGUCAGCCACAAUGCCCCAUGAAAAAGGUUCUCGCUGUCCUGCUGUUGCUGUGGACCAUAGGAAAGCUCUGACGAUUGCACCACGGGGAAAGCUUGACAGCUAUCAAAUCGGAAAUCCCUUGAAAAUCCAGAAGAGAAGAAGUUUAUUCGAUGAAUGUACAGAUGCAGAUGUGACAAAAAACACCAGAAAGAGACGCAAGAUCCACUGGACACAGCUGGCACCGAACGGAGCGUCAUCUGAGUCAGUUCAUCGCCAAAACGGAAGACAAGCAGAUGAACGUGAGCGGAACGAUUCAGCGAUGUUGGACAUUAAGAGGCGACAGGUGAAAGUAAUCUUAAUGGAUGUUCUCCGAACGGAAGCAGGGCAGAGGUACCUGAGAAGCUGUGGGAGUGAUAACAAUGUACAAACACCACCAUUGCCUAGAAGAAGACCCAUGAAGAGACAGAGUAGCAGAGGACCAUCAACAGAGCACAGCACACCCAGGAGGAGAGCUAGUGCACCUCGCAAGGACCAAACAGAGUUUUCAUCCCUCAACCUCACCAACUCCAAAUCUCCAGCUUCUAAAGCGUCUGACUCUGUGUCUGCCGACGAGGACAAUAUGCUCCUUUCCAAAGAAGUCCGGGCUUCCACAACCAAAAGAUGCAAACGACUCAACAGUUCAUCAAAACAAGCAGAACACAUUUCAUCUGUUGUGAAAGAAUCAUGUUCAGUUCAAAAAGCUGACUCUUCCCCAAUUAAACACACAGUCUCACCUCAUGUUCCAGAUAAUGAAUUUGGUCCAGUUGAGGAAAGUGAUUCUCCGAGGUCUACGAGUGUCAGUCCUUUCCAUUCUGAAGAAACCGAUUCAGAGCAGAUCGGUGAAAGCUUAGUCACAGACACACACACCACGUUACAAGAUAAGCAGCCAAACAGCUUUGAUAGAACAGGGUACCAGGACACAGGGAGUGCAGCACGUCCGACUCAGCAGAAUAAGAAGAAGAGUGAAGCACAAGACUGUGAGGAAGAAGAAGAAGAAGUAGAGAUUGCACAGGAGGAGGAGCCUCUGCACCAGAGCGGAGAAGUGCUAGAUGAAGGGGGUGGAGCCAGAGGCAGCGUCCUACGUUUGUCCACAGGGGCAGCUGAGAACCGGUUGGCUGAUGGAGAAAUCACACACAAAUCCAGUCAGAUGGCAGGCUCUGCCGAUAAACACAUUCUUGACUCUGAGCUUGUGGAAGUCAGACAGGCCUGUACACCACAAACGACUGAGCCGAUUGUUCUUUCCAGUGAAGAGGAGGAGGAAGAGGAGGAGAAGGAAAACGGGACAUCGCAUGUCCAAGCACUAGAGGGUGCCAAAGAUCCACACAAGCAACAUAAGCAUGUCCAGGCCAUGGAAAGGAAAAAGAUUCCAGAUACACUCAUUCACCCUUCUGAUUUAACCAGCCAGAGUUCCAGCUUUGAGGCCUCUGCUUUAAGUGGUUGCCCGGUGAUGGAGCUUCAGUUCUCUGCCCUGUACAUGGGCAGCCUCAGUGCCUUGAAUAAUGGGAUUAUGAAGAUCGCAGAUGAUAGGAUCACCAUUUCAUUUAAAGAUUCUCUGGGUUCUGAGGUAAAAGUCUCCUUGAUGACAGCCCAUGUGCGCAAGUAUAGUGUGUGGGAUGGGCUAUUGGUGCGGGACAGUCGUUUAGUUAAAGAAAACGAAGCACCCCCUCUAUCUCUCCUCUUUUUAUGGCUGGCUGAAGUUCAAGCCCGGCGCCUAUGCAGCGACCUGUCUGUCCUUCAGCCAGGGACACGUGCAGCUGAGGGCAGUACGUGUGUUGUGUUGUGUGUGUCUGAAACCUUGAAUGGCGUGCAGGGUGCGCUGCUUGCCUCUAUAAUGGACAUUGUAGGUCUCAGACAUGGAAAUACUGAGCUACUGUCCCCACUCACACAACUCGACAGUAUGAAGAGUCUCCAGAACAGUCGAGACUCACACAUUCUCCAAUUGCUGCUUCCCAAAACGGAAACACACGCUGCCUCGUGUGAAUCCGGGUCUGCGACUGCACUAUCGAGCACAACUCCAGCCUCAGCUAAGACCCAGGACACAGAUGCCCAGUCAGAGACCAGUGUCUACACACUAUGCCAAAGCAGGGGUCAGACUGCUUACAGCGUGUCCUUGGCACAUAAACCUGAAGCGGACUGGAUUCCUUACCGGCAUUGCGGUCCUGCACGCAGGUUGAUCCAGUUUCCUCCACCACCAUCUAAAGGAGCCAUAACUGUGACCACUGAGGACCUGGAGUGCUUAGACAGUGGGGAGUUUCUUAAUGACGUCAUCAUUGACUUUUACCUCAAGUAUCUGUUGGUGGAGAAGGCACCUCCUGCUUCAGUGAAAAGAUCUCAUGUUUUUAGCAGCUUUUUUUACAAACAGCUUACGCGCCGUGACAACGCUAACGAAGACAGCACCAGCACACCAGCCCAGCUCAGGAGGCACCAGCGAGUCAGGACAUGGACACGUCAUGUGGACAUAUUCGAUAAAGACUUCCUGUUUGUGCCAGUCAACCAAGAAGCUCACUGGUACCUAGUAGUUGUGUGUUUCCCCGGACUGGAUGAUCCACAGUGCGUGGAGAGAGGAGACCACGCUGCGGUGAAUGAUGACACCGAAACCUCCAGUGAUGCCACAGCUCAGAGUGACUUCCAGCAUGGUGAUGGGGACACAAAUUCAGACGAGAACACUCGAAGGUGUAUUUCUACUCCUGGUCCACCAACGUGCACAGAGAGUACCUGUAAACGACAGACUAUCUGCAAGAGACCCUGCAUCCUCAUUAUGGACUCUUUGAAGCUGUCUGUUCAUGAGCGUAUUUUCAAGCUCCUGCGCGAGUAUCUGCAGGCAGAAUGGGAGGUAAAAAGAGGUGGACAUCGAAGUUUUAGUGCAGAGCGGAUGGUUGGUUCCCACUGCAGAGUUCCUCUGCAAGACAACAGUAGUGACUGUGGUCUUUAUUUACUACAAUAUGCAGAAAGCUUUUUACAGGAUCCUGUAGUACAUUUUGAUCUUCCACUGAAGCUUGAGUGUUGGUUUCCACGACAGAAAGUGCGCGAAAAGCGAGAAGAGAUUCGAGAUCUAGUCUUGCACCUGUACCGAUUUCAGCAAGGCUCUCUGGGAAACGACAGUGCAGACGAUGGAAACGAAAUAGGCAAUAUAGUUCAGUAGCAUAAAGCAUUAAGAAAAAUCGUAAUCUUAUUUUUCACUUAUUUUUAUUUAUCGCAUAUUAUUUCAUAGUUUUUUAGGUCUUUGAUGUGUUUUUAUGCUUUUGUAUGCAAAUAAUGUAAUAAAUUUUUCAUCUUGCUGUCAAAUAUCGUGGUGUUUUUACCUGUGUAAACACCUUUUUAACUGUGUAGGCCACUAAAUAGCACAGUCUGGGUGUGUUUAAGAGCUGGUCUGGAAAUAGACGGUCUUAGCUAGAUCUCAUUAGUGUGGUAAGUUUUGCAUGUGUGAUUGGAGUAAGGAGGGGUACUGGUGGGGUUACAACCUGGACUUCUGAUGGGUAGUCAAUUAGGUAAAAAUGUACAAUUAAUACUAAUCAGACACAUCUAACAGACCUAGGAAACACAGUGUCAUUGUUAAGUGGAAGUGUAAUUCAUGUCUCAUAUACCUUAUGAUGCUUUAAUGUGUUUGUGUCUCCAUAUACAUGUGUGAUCUUUUGAAUGAACUCUUGGUCAGUUUAGAUUUAACCAAAUGUUCUGAUUUGUGAACUUGUGUGUAAAUACUGUACAUAAACCACAUAUUGGGAUAGUGAAGAUAAUCUUUGUUGUAACACUAA
Molecule: messenger RNA, 3932 nt
Organism: Clarias gariepinus (North African catfish)
Lineage: Eukaryota; Metazoa; Chordata; Actinopteri; Siluriformes; Clariidae
Gene: senp7
Product: SUMO specific peptidase 7
Exons: 21
Coding region: 173-3322 (1049 amino acids)
Biological process (GO): protein desumoylation
Cellular component (GO): nucleus; cytoplasm
Molecular function (GO): SUMO-specific endopeptidase activity
Source: RefSeq, a predicted model, not a curated record